Octodon degus (degu) is the source of this 1850-nucleotide messenger RNA. It is a transcript of the gene Saysd1, whose product is annotated as SAYSVFN motif domain containing 1. The transcript has 2 exons. NCBI's taxonomy places the organism in Eukaryota, Metazoa, Chordata, Mammalia, Rodentia, Octodontidae. The record is from RefSeq and is a predicted model, not a curated record. Bases 43 to 618 code for a protein of 191 amino acids.
CGGGAGGCCCGCCGCCGGACUGCGCGGAAGGCGGGCCUCGCCAUGGAACAACGGCUGGCCGAGUUCCGGGCGGCUCGCAAACAGGCCGGGAAGGCGGCCCAGGCCUGCACUUUAAGUCCGCCAGUACAAACCUCGGGAGAGAAGGCGGAAGCGGUUACGACUCCAGAGGCGGCUUCAGGCUGGUUAAGACGGUUCCUGAUACUUGUACGGACACCGAGGCCCGCGAGUGCCCGAGCCCUGCCCAGCCGCGCUCAGGGAGCAGCUCAGCCCCGGAGCAGCGCAUCGCAGGCCCCGCGGCAGCCCCCGCGGAACGCCGCCGGCCCUCUGCCUCCGCCUCCACACCAUGACGGGUCUUUCCUGACCAACAUCACCUUCCUGAAGGUUCUUCUCUGGUUGGUCCUCCUGGGACUGUUCGUGGAACUGGAAUUUGGCCUGGCUUAUUUCGUCCUGUCCUUGUUCUACUGGAUGUACGUAGGGACACGAGGUCCAGGGGAGAAGAAGGAGGGCGAGAAGAGCGCCUACUCUGUGUUCAACCCGGGCUGCGAGGCCAUCCAGGGCACCCUGACUGCUGAGCAGCUGGAGCGCGAGUUACAGAUCCGGCCCCUGGCGGGGACCUAGGGCCCAGCCACCACAGGCGAAGCCGGCUGCCACAGGCGAAGCCCAGCCUGUCUUCCUGGCCCUGGAGCCUGGACUUGAUUUCUGGUGCAGGGACUGAGGACAGCCUGCAGGCUGGCUCUGUGACUGCACAGUUCCCUGCUCUUUCCCAGACCUGCUGCUGCUGCAGUUCUAUCUUCAACCUCUCUGGCUUGGGUGAAAUUCCUGAAAAGACGUUCCCUGUGGGGCUGAUGCAAUUCAUAAAUGUUAUGUUUUCAAGAAAAGUGGUCUUUUGGUCUCAUCACUGGAGAGAGCUGGUUGGGGGGCUGUAGGAAGUAACGAUUAGAUCCAUCACUGGGCUAUAUUUUCAAUGUAAAUAUUCUCCUUAGGUCUUUUAAUAUUUAUAGCAGUUUGUUCCCUGAAAGUUUAAGUUCCAAAUUUUGAGGGUUUCAUUUUGCUUCCCGUUGUAAUUCUUGCUUUUUCAGGCAUUAUGAUACUGAGCUAUAAAAUGUUCAUCAGACAUCUUUUUCAUUCCAGAGCUGUGUACCAGCCUCCAUCACCAUCUCCCAAUUUCCCUUUAUUCUGUCCCGGCUUGGUAAAGGGACAAGAGAUGAAGGGACAGAUGUGAGGGAGGGAUUUCACAGUCAGUAUUAGGGAUUUGAUGUGAUAUCAAUUACUACUGAUUAUUAAUCUCAUAAACUAGAAAAAUUCUUGGCUAUGUUCAGAGGGGAGGGCUGGACUAGAACUUCACACUGCUUCGGUUAUUCCUUCUUUUUAAAAAAAUCUUUUAAAAAUUAUUUAUUUGGUGCAGGGUUUUGCUACACCAUUCAGACUCUGUAGUGAUGUUCCUGCGUCAGCCUCCCUAGUGCUGGGAUUACAGGUGUGCACCACCCUGCCCAGUUUCAGUGGUCCACAUGCACCUGGGCCUGCAGUGUGGCAUGCGGUACCAGGGAUCGAACUUAGGUCCUUGAGCGUGCCAGGCAGGUGCUUAGAGUGCCAAGCUAGCUCCCCAACCCUGUCCCUGAUUUUCUAAGUGCUUUAAAAACAGCAGUCAUGUGGCUUGAGAUUGGGGUGAGAAAAUUGCAGUGACGAUCAGGGUUGGUUUUAUGUCCUUUCUUCUUCCAGUUCAAGUCUGAGUUCCUUGAAAUUGCAACAAAGCCAUGAAAUACUUUUUCUAUGGAUCAGACAGAUGAGUAAAAGGACUCUAGUUUUAUUUUAUUUUAUUUAUUUAUUUAUUGUGGUAUUGGAGAUCAAAC